Messenger RNA from Oncorhynchus gorbuscha (pink salmon), 3633 nucleotides. Its product is annotated as cytidine and dCMP deaminase domain-containing protein 1-like. Gene Ontology annotation, molecular function: dCMP deaminase activity; zinc ion binding. NCBI's taxonomy places the organism in Eukaryota, Metazoa, Chordata, Actinopteri, Salmoniformes, Salmonidae. Gene Ontology annotation, cellular component: cytoplasm. Gene Ontology annotation, biological process: dUMP biosynthetic process; dTMP biosynthetic process. The record is from RefSeq and is a predicted model, not a curated record. The coding region runs from base 143 to 1708 and encodes 521 amino acids. The transcript is spliced from 10 exons.
AGACAAGCUCCGCCUAUUUGUUCGACGUCAGAAGAUAUAGGAAGAAGCCGAGCUUAGCUGUUCAGAAACAAACAACAUCAAAUCAUCAUACGUAUUUGCCUUGUCUGGAGACGUUCGCUACAUUUUACAUUCAAUUGAUUGAAUGGCAACGACGGAUACUGUACAGUCGAACCAAUAUUUGAAACCAACCUGUGCCGUUUCAUGCAACUGUAAAGGAUCUCGCGAUGUAAGGGAAGCCAGCACACAAACCGACACCAAAGUACAAGGUCAUGGACCCAGGCUGUCCAAGGUUAACCUCUUCACCCUGCUGAGUUUAUGGAUGGAACUUUUCCCCAAGGAGGAACCAGAAGACAUAAACCAGAAUGACUUUACGCGGGGUACAGGCCUGGUGGUGGUUCGGGACCAGAGGGUGGUGGGUCUCCACUGCUCCGGUCCGGAGCUCCACGUGGGGCAGGUAGCUGUGAUCAGACACGGGCCCAGGCUGGCUGCCUCAGACCUCUACUUCUCUAGGAGACCCUGCGCUACCUGCCUCAAGAUGCUUAUCAAUGCUGGGGUGAGCCGCAUCUCCUUCUGGCCUGGUGACCCUGAGAUGAGUCUGCUAGCGGUCAGGCCUAAUGGGACGGACUCCAUUUCCCAGGAGGCCAUAUUGGACGCCAUUGCAUCCGAGAAGCUGAAGUCCAACAGCCGGCCCCACAUCAGUGUGGUGGUGCAGCCCGUGGCCCCUGGCCUGCAGCAGUUUGUGGAGGAGACCUCUAGGGGGAGUGACUUCAUGGAGAGGGUGUCGGGGGACGACCCCGAAUUGGACGCUGGGGACUUCUACUGGAAGCAGAGGAGACUGAACCUGGACACUUUCUCCGAAGAGUUCCUAAUCCCACACGAACAGUGCCACCGUGACAUUCUCACCAAAAUAGGUCUGGAGAACUUUUGCAUGGAGCCGUACUUCUCCAACCUGCGUCAGAACAUGAGGGAGCUGGUUGGGGUUCUGGCCUCCGUAGCUGCUAGUGUGCCUCUUCUCCAGCAUGGCUUCUACAGGAAGGACUCCCAGCCUGCAACCUCUGAGCAGCCCCAGCCUCAGGGGGUGUCCCAGGAAAUUGCCAGACACUGCAUCGUACAGGCCAGACUGUUGGCCUACAGAACAGAGGACCCUAAGGUUGGGGUUGGUGCUGUCAUUUGGGCAGAAGGGAAAUCGGGUGGUUGUGAUGGCACGGGGCGGCUGUACCUGGUGGGUUGUGGGUACAACGCCUACCCAGUGGGCUCAGAGUACGGACAGUACCCCCAGAUGGACACCAAACAGCAGGACCGCCAGAGGAGGAAGUACCGCUACAUCAUCCACGCUGAGCAGAACGCACUCACCUUCAGGAGUGAAGAGAUCCGCGAGGAGGAGAACACCAUGCUGUUUGUGACUAAGUGUCCGUGUGAUGAGUGUGUCCCUCUGAUCCGAGGAGCUGGGAUCAAGCAGAUCUACACCACUGACCUGGACAGCGGCAAAGACAAGGGAGACAUCUCCUACCUCAGAUUCCCCAGCCUCCAAGGAGUCCUGAAGUUCAUUUGGCAGAAGUCCUCUCUGGCCAGGAGAGCCUCUGAACAUGCUGGUCCUCAUCUAGCCAAUGGAUGUGAGGGGAAGCAUGGGAGACAGCCUGAACAGGCCCUUCAAUCCAAUAAGAGGUUACGGUCGGCAACAAAUCCAGACCUUUCCCCUGUUUGUUGAACAAUGGUACCUGUAGCUUUCAGUCUGGUUUCACCAGGCUACGGUCCCCAGGUUCUUGUUGGCAUUGGAAACAUUUCAUUUAUCCAGUCGCAUAUUGAUCAGUGAUUCAAGGAAGGAUGUAUUUUAACAAUGUUGGAAAUUCAAAGGCCUCUUCAUACUCCCCUAUAAUGGACAGUUUCAAGGAGUAAACUCAGUGAUUUUUAAUGGACUGACUGUAUAUUCAAAGGAAAUGGUACUACGGAGAUUUUUUUAAAAGUAAUUUUAAGGCAAGUGAACUCUAAAUGCGUGUUUCCUAAUUAUUUGUCUGAAGAGUUUACUAUGAAGGUUACUGUUGAUUGUAGCUUUAAGUUUACUAUAGUUCUUCCAGACUUGAAGAAUCCAAGUCACAUCCCAGCCAGUGCAGGCUACCACCACUAGAUUGCACUUUGCCUCAAAGGAUACUAACUCCAAGACCUGUGCAACUGUGCUUUGUCUGUUUUUUUGUUACAUGGUUUAGCUCCUACAUCCUUGAAUUGUUUCAUCCUGUUUUGCCAAACUGCUUUUAACUGAUAACAAUAAGCAUCUAACAGCAACAAAAUCUAUAUAAAAUGACAAACCAGGAAAACUAUGUAUGCAUUUAUUUUAUUGGUGUUGUGGUACAGUAUCAAUGUGAUGAUAAAUGAAAUCCCAUGGUUGAAAAGGGUCAAUAUUACUUUAGUACAGUAUGUUAAGUAAAUCUGUUUUGGCUCGGGUGGAAGUUCCUUCUGAUACAGCCUGAAUCUUUUAAGUCUCUUUUGUUUAACAUUUUAAUCCAACAAUGUCAGUUUGCCAUUCGAAGCCCCGUUUAUACCUGGUGUUAACAUGGGUCCUGUGUCUUGAUCUUGUCCAUAUUCUGAUUGUGACCAUUUCUAGACCUGUGUAGAAUAUUACAAUUAUUGCUGGUUAUUCUUCCUGACUACCUCCAGAGGCCAUCGAGGACUAAUGGUAUCUUGAUAUCUUACAAGUGUAAACAGAUCUGGAUUGUCAAACCAUUUUAAAUAGUCCCUCAAAUCAUUGAUUCAAGGGAUCAAUAUGUCUUAACAUUGGGAAUCUCAUCAUUUGAAUACAGGGAGGGACUAGGGUUCAAAAUAUAAGUUGAGAAAGGUCAUUGGCAUGGCAAGACUUGAACCUGUGACCUUGUGGUCAUAGUCCACAGCACCAGCAGGAGGGAGGGCACCAUCUAGAACAGAAUUAUGAUGCAAUAAGUGAUAUGUUCAACAUUCUGCUGCCCUGGGAGCCUACCUUAAUCAGAUGGACUUCAUGGAAAUAUAUAUUUUUUUGUUACACCAUCUGCCCUCUUGACAGAAUUCAUGAAGGAUUGGGUGUAGAUUCUAUAAAGCUGUUAAUUCCUUUAGUCAUUUUAGAAUGUCAGAUAUGUACUAAAACAUUUUAAGUAGGUUGGAAAACAAGAGCUGCAUUUGGAUUCAAACUGGCAACACCAUCUGUCGCAACCUGUUUUAACACCCUCCCACAAGCACUCCACCUCCCUGAAACACCUUUACUUGACUCCUAAACUCCACCCAGUGACAUGUCACUAAGGUCUGCCCACUGAACUUUCAUCCAAUCAGCUUGUCCCUGGCUACCUCGAGGUGGUCGGGAAGAUCUGUUCACAAUUAAUUGUCUACACUGGUCUAGAAAUGUGGUCAAGAUUGCAUGUUAGCACCAGAUAUAGAACAGGGCUGGAAUGGAGUUUCACCAAAACGACAAGGGCAUUGACUUGUGUCAAGUCCAAUCUAACAAUUGAAAAAAAAAAAGUAUUUGGCAAUUUAAAGGACAAUCACUUGUUCGUGGCAUGGUGCCCAUCACAUGAAUUAUUCAAUAUUACAUUGAAGAGCCAUAUUAAUUGGUUCAUAUUUUCAAUUUAGAUGUAAGCUCAACCACCACGAUUAAAAUAUGCAUUGGCUCAA